AGGAGGGAGGAAGGCGGCGGCGGCGGCGGCCUCGACGUCGACGACCGCGCCGCCCGCGAUGGGAAGUGCCUUAUAAAGACACAGCUCGGCCCGGCCCGACCGACUUGUCGCCGCGCUUCCCCGCGAGUGCGCGCGGAGGCCGGGGGCGGACCCCGGACAGACCCGGGUCACGACGGACUCCGGUCCUUGACGCCGCCAGACGGACCCCGGCUCCGGACAGACCUCGGACGGACCGCGGCUCCCGGCGGACUCCGGCCGGAUCCCGGCCCCGGGCAGACCGCAGGCAGACCCCGGCCGGGUCCCGGCUCCCGGCUCCCGACAGACCUCGGACGGACCCUGACCCCGGAGAGACCCCGGUCCCGGGCAGACCGCAGGCACACGGCGGCGGCCCGAUCCCGGCCCCGGAGACGUCGGACGCACCCCGGCCCGGGACAGAUCCCGGCCCGAUCCCGGCUCCCGGCAGACCUCAGGCAGACCCCCGGCUCGGCGAGCGGGCCGGAGAGCGGGCGGGGGCCGAAGGCGCCCCCGGAGGCGGGGGCAUGCGCGGCCCGCGGCAUGGCCUCGGCGGUGUUUGAGGGCACCUCGCUUGUGAACAUGUUCGUGCGCGGCUGCUGGGUGAACGGCAUCCGCAGGCUCAUCGUCAGCCGGCGCGGCGACGAGGAGGAGUUCUUCGAGAUCCGCACGGAGUGGUCGGACCGCAGCGUGCUCUACCUGCACCGCAGCUUCGCGGACCUAGGCCGCCUGUGGCAGCGCCUCCGCGACGCCUUCCCCGAGGACCGGCCGGAGCUAGCGCGCGUGCCGCUGCGGCAAGGACUGGUGGCCAUAAAGGAUGCCCACGACAUAGAGACCAGGCUUAAUGAGGUGGAGAAGUUGCUAAAGACCAUCAUAAACAUGCCAUGCAAAUAUUCCAGGUCAGAAGUUGUGCUCACCUUCUUUGAAAGAUCUCCUUUGGAUCAGGUGUUAAAAAAUGACAAUGUACAUAAAAUUCAACCCAGCUUUCAGAGUCCGGUGAAAAUAUCAGGUAAGAGCUACAGGGAAGGCGUGGGGAGGCCAGGUCCUGCCGUGGAUGGCCGUGGUUUUCCGGAAGCCCUCCCAGUUCGCUGGGCACACCUUCUACCCUUGGGAUCCAGAAAGAGGAUCCAAAAGAAUGAUAAGAGUGGGUGGAGGCUGUUACCUGAUUUUCAUGAAACAGUGUUUUCCACCCACCGACCUACAGUUUACACUUCUCCGAUAUCCAAGGGGAGUAACUCGGUAUAUCAAUUGGAAAGGUUUGAGAAUGGCGGUGAAUUUACCUCAGAGCUGGAGGAUGGUGAUGACCCAGCCGCUUAUGUCACCAACCUAUCCUAUUACCACCUGGUCCCCUUUGAGACGGACAUUUUGGACUGAGUCUCUGGUGGGCCCCCACCUUCCCCGGGCCCUUGACUGCUGGUUCUGCCCCGGCUGCAGGGGCCCCCCUGCUGCCCCAGGCCUGGGUCAGGGGGUAUCUCCUCAGUGACAGUGCCCAGGAGGCCCGGGUGUCCUGCCCCUGGAGCAGCGGGGCUUUCCCCUGGUGCAGGGGCCCCCCACGGCCGCCCGGCCACCCCUAGCUCCCCACCAUUCCCUCACCCGACAAGCGUGCACAACAUGGCCUGGGAGGUGGUGAGGAGUUGCCACGGUCUGGACGACACGGGCAGGCAAUGUGAGGUAAUCCAGGAUUUCCCUGGGAACCCAGAUGUGUGGCUUUCAUUUCUCUUUUUCAUCUUCUCUCCAGAAGCUGUGGGUCUGGUGUCAGCCAAAGGGGCUCUUUACAGAAGGUUCCUUGUGGACGGCGAGGGUUGGCUACAGAGACAGGGCAAAUCAUUGCCGAUCAGGUGCGCGUGAGCGGGGACUGAGAAGUACUGAUUCUCCUCCAGAGAAAAGAGUUCCUGCCUGGCCUGCCAGCAUCUCUAAAGCCCUUCAGUGGGGUAGCCAUGCUGGAACCACCCCGGGCUGUGGGAGGUUCACCUCUCCUGCUGUUUACCAAGCUCUCAGUGAUGUCAUUGACAUAUUCACCUGCGGGGGGUGGGGGGGCAGGGAGACCAACAGGAAAGCACUGGCCAAGUCCCCCUUUGCCCCUUGGUGGGGGGCGGUGCGCAGGCAGGUCUGGGUUCUGUGUGCUUAUCUCCUCAUGGGGUCUACUAACGACCAACAUUUGCUAAUGUAAAUAAUAGUAAAUUAUUGAGAAUCCUAAUUCUUUUACACGGUCUGUUUUUUAAUCUAUUUUAAUUAAAUAAAGUGUAUUACUCUACUCCUGGA
This is a messenger RNA of Leptonychotes weddellii (Weddell seal), 2274 nucleotides long. NCBI's taxonomy places the organism in Eukaryota, Metazoa, Chordata, Mammalia, Carnivora, Phocidae. The record is from RefSeq and is a predicted model, not a curated record.